AGUACCUGCGGCGCCAUCAGCCGAGCCAAACGGAGCACAGAAAUGGAAGCCGUCUCCUCCACCGCCUACUUCUCCUCGCAGCCGCAGCUCCCGGCCUCCACCGCCGGCGACCCUGCGACCCCCAUCGCAAGCGCCAGCAGGCUGGUGCGGCAGCCGCGCCGGAACAGCAGCUUCGUGACGGUCGAGGCGUCCUCGGGCACCGGCGGCGACGGGGUGGUCAGGACGAGGAGCCUCACGGAGGACGACCUGGAGGAGCUCAAGGGCUGCCUCGACCUCGGAUUCGGCUUCGCGUACAGCGAGAUCCCCGAGCUCUGCGGGACGCUGCCCGCGCUCGAGCUCUGCUAUUCCAUGACCCGGAGGUUCCUCGACGAGCAGAGGGAGCCGGGCCAGGAGCAGGAGACUUCGGCGACGCCUCUCCCGAAUUGGAGGAUCUCUGGACCUGGCGAUGAUCCAGAGGAAGUGAAGGCGAGGUUGAAGUAUUGGGCUCAAGCAGUAGCAUGCACUGUCAAGCUCUGCAGCUAAUGGAGGCUGGCUAGCUGUUUUCUGGUAGAGUAUGCUAUGACAGGAUGAACUGAAGGUUGGCUGGAAGUUGAGGAAUCUGCCUGUAUGGGUUUGGGAUAUGGGAUGCAGAUACUCCUCAGGAGCUGCUUCUGCUUCGUGGCAUCGAAGCAGCAUGAGUGAUCUCUGCUUCUGCAAAAACUUUGGAGGGGAGGAAUCAUGACCUUGGAAUUACAGCGACGAGACUCGAUGCGAUUCAUGGUCCGAGCUUCUACGAAAGAAUCAGAAGCUUAUCAUUCCUCAGGGUGGUUUGCAUAAUGCAGCGUUUGCAAAUGCAGGACCUGCUGGUUCUUUUUGCCUUUUCCGUGUAAUGAUCACUAGGUGCUCUAAUUGUUGUUCACCUGUAAUAAUGUUUUUGGGUACUAAUCCAAGGGUUGAUUAGUUCCAAUAAUGCUUUGUUCUGUGCUACAUGGAUGUGGUCACUUCAUGAACAGGUAUGUAGAUUAUUCUGUUCUACAAAAUUUACAAGAGUGCAGCAAAGUGUUUGGCUGAUUUGCAAGGCUCAGUCAUGUAAAAUGAUCUGUAUGUUCAGCCUGGCUGCAAACUGAUUGAAACUCUCUGAAACUA
This is a messenger RNA of Setaria italica (foxtail millet), 1125 nucleotides long. RefSeq lists its product as uncharacterized. The record is from RefSeq and is a predicted model, not a curated record. The coding region runs from base 43 to 522 and encodes 159 amino acids. NCBI's taxonomy places the organism in Eukaryota, Viridiplantae, Streptophyta, Magnoliopsida, Poales, Poaceae. The transcript has 2 exons.